AUGGCAUCUUUUCAAGUGCAGCCUCCGGAAAAAUUUACUUUCAAGCCAGAAGAUUGGUUGAAAUGGAGUCGGAGAUUUGAGCGAUUUAGGAUGGCGUCUGGUCUCGAGAAAGAAAGCGAAGAAAGCCAAGUUAAUACCUUGAUUUAUUCAAUGGGUAGCGAAGCGGACGACAUUGUGCAAUCUCUCAGUAUCGCUGAAGGCGACCAAAAGAAAUACGAUGUUGUUAAAAAGAAAUUGGAAGAUUUUUUCAUCAUCAAGAGAAAUGUAAUCUUUGAGCGAGCUAAGUUUAACUUGCGAAGUCAGCAGGAAGGAGAAACCGUCGACGUGUUUAUUACGGACUUGUUCAACCUUGCAGAACAUUGUAAUUUCGGUGUUUUACGCGAAGAAUUGAUCCGUGACCGUAUUGUUGUUGGAAUUCGGGACAAAGCGUUGUCGGAAAAGUUACAGCUCAAAGCAGACCUAACCCUAGAAAAAGCCGUGAACUUUGCCCGACAGAAAGAAAAUGUUAGAAAGCAGCAAGGGUUUCUUCGAGGCGACGGCAAACAGCAAAUCGACUAUGUGGGCGUGGGGAAAUUUGCAAAAAUAAGAAAGAAUGAGAAAUCAAACAUCAAAGAUCAAGACAGAGGACAAAUACACAAAGGCAACGGAAAAUGCAGUAGGUGCUUAGGACCUAUGCAUCCUAAGAAAAGCUGUCCAGCAAACGACUCAAAGUGUCAUAAGUGUGGCAAGAUUGGUCACUGGAAAAGAGCGUGUAAAAGCACAGCGAUCAGUGAAGUCAGCCGAGACACAGGUGAGAUCUUUCCAAACAGGUGCGGAUCUAGGAUUUUUCAAACAUAAGUCGAACGCCGAAGGCGUGAGACUUGCUGGGGGGUCUGGGGGCAUGCCCCCCCCCCCGGAAAAUUUUGAAAUCUAGAGUCUCUGAAAUGCGAUUUCAAGCGUUUUGGUGGUGAGAUUUUGCAGAAUUCCAAAGAUUAUAAAGUACAUCAAGCACAUGCUUUUUUUAUGAUCUCACAAACGUGCCUUCUCCCAGUCCUCGGAAUUAGAUUCACUAACGGAGGGUCAUAUUACAAAACACAUCAUGUAGUUUCAACUUUCAAUAGCCUUUGAUUUUGGCUCAUGAAAUCCUUCGCAAAUUGAAGUGAUAUGAUACCAAUGACCGAUCCAAUAUAACUCGCUGUUUGUGAAUCAAAAUUAUCAAGCAAAAUAAAGAGUAAUAUUUCAAUUAUACUUUGUAAAAUGCAUUUUUUAUUCAAUGAAUUACAAUAUGCUAUAAAUAUCACUUGUAUAGUAUAACGAUAUUCAUCGCAAAUCUUCCUGGAAUGCAAAUCAUCCAAAUGAUAUUGUUCUAACACUCCAAUACAAUGCUCUAUUCUGGCCCGUUUUGUUUUACAUUGGGCAAUGCAUUUAUAAAUCAUAAAUACAGCAGGGCUAUAAAGCCCGAAAGCGCAUGUAAGUUGCAAGUCGAUUGCGUGUAAAAAUGUAUUAAUUAAAGCGUGUUGUAUUUCAACUUCGCAGACGCAUAUAUCAUACAAGAUACAUUGCAAUAUAUUAAUUUCUGUUUCAUAAUUUUGGAUAUUCUCAUACAUUAUAGCAGUGCACACUUUCCCUUUGGCUUUACCACCCAAAUUACGACCAUGAUCUUUGUGAAGCACGUAGCAGAGAAGUCCCAACUUAGUGCCUUCUAGUUGUUGAACAGAACAACAUUAUACAAGCUGCUCGCUUGAUAUCUUGGCUGCCCCACAAUAAUCCUCAUUCACAGACAAUUCAAGUUUAUUAAAGGCCGUUAAAUCGUCUCGUAAAAUCGGCCGCGUACAUAUAAAUACUCGACAUCGUAAAAUAAUUCUCCCAACUAUGAAAAACCUUCGUAUAUGGGAAUAUGAACGACUGCUUUGCAUGAAUUUCGCAAUUUUCAAGGACUGAUAUCCCCAGCCGCGAAUAAGUCCGAAUCAGUCCAAAAAAAUGAACCAAUAGGAAUUGUCAAUAAUUUCAAAUUGACCAAUCAAAAUGAAAGAAAUGGACUGAUAAAAACUCCCUUAAAGUGCAAAUCAGUCGGACCACCCCAUAAAAAAUCCCUUAAGUUGCAAAUCAGUCCGACCACCCCACAAUAUUUUCAAAUUGACCAAUCAAAGGAACGAAAUGGACUGAUAAAGACUCCCUUAAAGUGCAAAUCAGUCCGGCCACCCCACAGAUCAGUCGAGAUAAGUCCAAAUGACCUCUCGACCAAUCAAAUGAGCAUAACGACCACCCGAUUCUGCGAGAUUCUUGCGUUUUACCGCUGCUCUAUAUAAAGCAUAUAAUUAUUCAAAACUGAGCUCGUAAAGACGUAUACUGGACUAUGAUAUGAAUUUCAUAUUAUAUUAUAUUCGGGAAUUAAUUAUUCAAAUUUCGAAAUAAUAAAUUAAUUAUUUCUCUGAAAAAAAUGCGUCAGUCACGCGACUGAUUGGACUUACCCUAGAUCCGCCCCUGUUUCCAAAUGAGUUUUUUCUAGGCGAAAUAGUCGUAGAAAGCAUUGAAGCAUUUUCUCGCGACAUGGUAUCCCAGAGAGAGUUAAAUCAGAUAAUGGACCCCCUUUCGAUAGCGGCGAGUACCUCCAUUUCGCGAACGAGUGGGGAUUCGAAGUUCGUCACAGCAGUCCGAAGUACCCUCAGUCAAAUGGUGAAGUAGAACGAGCCGUACAAACCAUAAAGAGACUGCUCAAGAAAGAGAAAGAUAAAGAAAAAGCUUUGUUAGCUUAUCGAUCUACACCGUUAUCCUGUGGAUAUUCCCCAGCCGAGUUGCUGAUGGGAAGGAAGAUUCGUACAACGAUACCAACAUUCCAUAAAUUGUUAACACCGAAGUGGCCCGAUCUUAUUAAGCUACAAGAACACGAAGCUCAGUCCAAACUACAACAACAGAAGUACUUCAAUACCCGACAUUGUGCAAUGCCACUUAAACAAAUACCUCAAGGAACUGAAGUUCAUAUUUCCACCCACCCAGAAAAUGGUGUUGUAAAGACUAGUACGGAAAGUCCACGACAGUAUGAAGUUGAGACUCCAACUGGUGUUAUUAAACGAAACCGUGUUCAGUUGGUUCCACUGCCAGAAAAACCGAUCGCGCAAAGAGAAACUAGUGAGUCGGAUAAUAAUAUUCCUGAACUCAAUAUAUAUUCAAGGCCAAAACGAACUGUAAAAUUAUCGUUAAAAGCACGCGAGAGCAAAGGACUUGCUUAG
Messenger RNA from Paramuricea clavata, 3209 nucleotides. The record is from the annotation of a GenBank genome assembly. NCBI's taxonomy places the organism in Eukaryota, Metazoa, Cnidaria, Anthozoa, Malacalcyonacea, Plexauridae.